AUGGUUUCCUCAAGUUCUGAGCUUCAUCUUGGAGUCUCCAUAGAGGAGGUCAAGCACUUGAUAGAGCAAGGUUUGGAGAACUCACUUGUCCAGGCUGAGACGAGAAAGGGUGAAGAGGGAAAUGCGAAACCCCACAAAUCCCAGAAUGCACUCGGGUGGGCCCGCCCCGGCCCGCCCCUCGUGCGCAGGCGCCCUGGAGCCGCAGGAUUUGAAUCGGCGGCGUUGUUAUUGACGCCAUAUUGGGGCCGGCGGCGGGUGGCAGAGUUGGGUCUGUGGAGAAGGAGAGGGUCGAGUGCAUUGCCUAGCGCUGUGCGGCCGCAGCCACCUCCCAGCCGCCUCGCGUCGCCGCCGCUCGCCAGCUUCCGUCGGCCCCGGCGUGUGGGAGAUCGAGUUUCGGUCGCGCCCUCGAAGUAUCUCCGGAUGGAGCCUUCCCCGUUCGGCGACGUCUCCUCCCGCCUCACCACAGAACAAAUUCUGUACAACAUAAAACAGGAGUAUAAACGUAUGCAGAAGAGAAGACAUUUAGAAGCUAGUUUUCAGCAGACAGACCCGGGUUGUAGUUCUGAUUCACAGCCACAUGCAUUUCUCAUCAGUGGACCAGCAUCACCAGGGACUUCAUCUGCAACAUCCUCACCAUUAAAAAAAGAACAGCCCUUAUUUACUCUAAGGCAGGUUGGGAUGAUCUGUGAACGUUUGUUGAAAGAACGGGAAGAGAAAGUUCGAGAAGAAUAUGAAGAAAUACUGAACACAAAACUUGCAGAACAAUAUGAUGCAUUUGUGAAGUUUACGCAUGAUCAGAUAAUGCGGCGAUAUGGAGAACAGCCUGCUAGUUAUGUUUCAUGAAUCACGCUUUUUGCAUUUGUGGGAUGCCCUGUUCCUUGUUGAGUUGUUGCAGGAGGUCCCAACUAUGACGUGCAACAAUGCCAGUACCCAUCUGUGAAUACAGGUUAUUUCAAGCUUUCGUCAGUGGCAACCACUCUUAGGCAGCAGCAAUUGGUUUUGGAAAUUUCCGUGAUGUCAUUACCACCUGGAUGUGGACCUUUGCUACUUGUAUUAAUACCAGUGGCCUCGUUUUGCUGUAUCAUUACAAUUUGGCUUCUUUAUAUUAAUGUUCGAAAGGGAUUAAAGUUGGCAUCUAGAACAUGCCCUUCACUGGUUAUGUAAAUAAAGCUGUAGAAUGACACGUCAGAUGAAGUUAGUGUGAUUUUAAUUGUGCACUACAUCCAAGCUGUAACCAGUUAUUAAUAAUUUAGAAUGUAAUCCCAGGACAAUUAAGCAGUUAGUCUACAGUACUUCUGUGAAAUAGUGGAGGAGGAGGGCAUUUCUGUAUUUCAGGACUUUCAUUGGGGUUUCAGAAUGGGUUUAUAUGAUUUCCUUUAUUAUUAUUUUUUGGUAGUUCUAUUUAUUCUAUCAGUCUUUUUAACAAAUGUUUAUUGCUGCACCCCCCCACCCCCAGUGUAUCAUUGUUUUACUGCCCUUGUAGCACUGGAGUUUAGUUGGAAAAAUAAAACAUUUACUUCUA
Molecule: messenger RNA, 1522 nt
Organism: Myodes glareolus (Bank vole)
Lineage: Eukaryota; Metazoa; Chordata; Mammalia; Rodentia; Cricetidae
Source: RefSeq, a predicted model, not a curated record